Molecule: messenger RNA, 564 nt
Organism: Aureobasidium subglaciale EXF-2481
Lineage: Eukaryota; Fungi; Ascomycota; Dothideomycetes; Dothideales; Saccotheciaceae
Exons: 1
Coding region: 1-564 (187 amino acids)
Source: RefSeq, a predicted model, not a curated record
AUGGCAAACACUCAGCCCGAUGACUUCGACUCCCUCUUCAACCUCGAAGAAGAGUACUAUACCGAAGGUUACAAUCUCGGCGUAGCAGAUGGUUCUCGCGCCGGUCGUAUCGAAGGUCGUCUCUUCGGUCUCGAAAAAGGAUUCGAAAAGUUCGCUGCCAUGGGAAAUUUAGCUGGAAGAAACGCAAUCUGGGAAGCAAGAAUUUCUGAUCAAAAUUCUGCUACUUCAGAGGAAAGCGAGUGCAGAUUGCCUAAACUGUCUGGAGGUGCUAGAUUGCAGAAGCAUUUGCAAACCUUGUAUGCUCUGACUGAGGCUGAAAGUCUGUCUACCGAGAACAAUGAAGACUCGGUUUCUGAUUUCGAUGACCGACUCAAGCGUGCUGAGGGCAAGGUCAAGGUCAUUGAGAAACUGGUCGGUGAGGGUCCUCUUGUUCUCGAGGCUUCACAGCCUGCUGUUUCUGGCAGUGGCAAUGCACAAGUAAGACGUCAAAUCAAGAUCAAGAGAACAGAUGCUGGUGGAGAGAGCAGCAUGGAAGACUUCAACAUCCGCCACGCUCGCUCUUGA